CAAAGUUGUUCUAUUCAGCUCGCCCGUUACAUAAGGGACUGGGAGCUCGUCCUGUGCCGAAGCUGGGACGCCCCGUCCCUCUUUGGUAUGCAGUCCGGCUGCUCCCUUCCCUGCCUUUGAAACCAGCUUUAAAGCCACCAGAUCGGUGCCAGGAGCUGAACACACUGAAGAGGAACACGGCAAGCACACGAAUGCAGCUCUGCCUGAAUUUCCAAGGUUUUAACGCACAGAAGAGUUAGUUUAGCUCAGAACGGACGCUCUGCCCCGCGCCGGGGAUGCCGGCGGCCAGCGUGCUGUGCCUGCGCGCCUGCCUGGCGCUGCUGGCCAUGCCCAUCUACCUGCUGGCCUUCCUGGGCAUAUGGGAGCCUUUCUGCAAGAAGGUAUUUUUUCCUUUCUUCUUAGAGAAGCUUUGUGCAAUUCACGAGCGGAAAGCCAAGAAGCACAAGCAGGAGCUUUUCCGUAACCUCCCCGACUUUACGAGCCCCUCGGGAGAGCUGAAGCUGCUGGAGAUCGGGACCGGCUAUGGCGUCAACUUCCAGUUCUACCCGCCGGGCUGCAGAGUCACGUGCACCGACAUCAACCCCAACUUCCAGCAAGGCCUUUCGAAGAGCAUGAGCAAGAACCAGCACCUCCGCUACGAGCGGUUCCUGGAGGCCGCUGGGGAAGACCUGCACGUGGUGCCCAGCGGCUCCGUGGACGCCGUGGUCUGCACCCUGGUCCUCUGCUCCGUGCGCGACGUGAGCGCCGUGCUCAGGGAGGUGCUGCGAGUGCUGCGGCCCGGAGGCGCCUUCUAUUUCUUAGAGCACGUGGCCGCCGACCACUCCAGCUGGAAGUAUUUUUGGCAGCAGAUCUACCACCCGACUUGGAAGCUCCUCUUCGCCGGGUGUUGCCUGACGAGGGAGAUCUGGAGGGACCUGGAAGAGGCCGCGUUCUCGGAGCUCAGCGUCCGGCACGUCCGCGUCGCGCUGCCCUGGACGCCCAUCGAGCCGCACAUCAUGGGCUUCGCCAUCAAGUAACUCACCCCACAGAAAGUCCUUCUCAUAACCAAUACCACACAGCAUAGGCUAACCCAAAUAUAGGUUAAAUGGUGAAAGGCUUUAAUUAAUUUUCUGAUUCAAGCAUCAAAUGGGUAGAGAGGGUCAGUUUUCUGAACUUCUAUGAAGCCUUUGCGCUGCUGACCAAGCACAGCACAGCCAUGGGGGAUCCCAGGAGGCUGUAGGAGCACACGAAACAGCCCAGUAGGCAGGAAAAAAAAAUUAAAAAUAAAAAAAAACCCUAACUAUUAACUCAAGGAAUCUUCUGCCUGUGUCUGGUUCACUGUGGACAAGGAUUUCUCCAGGGAUCCCCACACUCCAUCACAGCUGUUCAUGUUCCCGCCUCACAGAAGGAGCACUCGGAUACAACCCCCUAACUCUGAACUUUCACUCAGUAGCAAGCUGUUUAUUUACGAAAACAAACAAACAA
This is a messenger RNA of Columba livia (rock pigeon), 1464 nucleotides long. RefSeq names its product thiol methyltransferase 1A (gene TMT1A). The transcript is spliced from 2 exons. Bases 276 to 1016 code for a protein of 246 amino acids. Lineage: Eukaryota; Metazoa; Chordata; Aves; Columbiformes; Columbidae. The record is from RefSeq and is a predicted model, not a curated record. Gene Ontology annotation, molecular function: S-adenosylmethionine-dependent methyltransferase activity.